Molecule: messenger RNA, 8956 nt
Organism: Topomyia yanbarensis
Lineage: Eukaryota; Metazoa; Arthropoda; Insecta; Diptera; Culicidae
Exons: 3
Coding region: 7583-8794 (403 amino acids)
Source: RefSeq, a predicted model, not a curated record
AAUAUAAUGGAUAUCCUGUAAAUAUAUAAUACAAAUAAGUGUUUACUAUUAAGUAUAAUAUGAUACACUACGUACAAGAUGACAACAUUGCUGAGAAUUGAUGGAUACACUCACAACGGGAAUAUAUUGAAUAUAAAAUUUAAUGAACACCGCCCAAAUCUGAAAAAUUAUUUAUGUUAAAUAUUUGAACAUAUAAAAAAAAGAAAAUAAAUUUAAGUAAUAUCAUAGGAAUGGUGGCUAUAAUUGAUGCAAAGUACAUAAUGCAUACAAUGAAUAUAGUGCAUGUAGAAAUCAAUUAUGUGUCUGGUGCAUAUCAAGGGAAAAAGAAAAUGACAGUUCAGCGAACUUUUUUUGCAUUUCACAGCGUUUCGAAUCGAAAUGUACUGUGGUUGAAUAAAAAAGUCUAUGUAAACAAACUUUCUGAAUUGUCAAAAGGUGAGGUUAAACAGUUUCAUGUAAUGUUAUAUUGAUCUUUCUAUUUCCGUUGAAAAAGAAAAGGCGCUGAAUUAUUUCGUUAUGAAAACAAAAUAUUUUGCACUGCAAAAAUCGAUUGAGGUUAAUUAUUUCGUGAUGAAAACAAACCAAUUUCCUUUGACUUGAGUUUGCAUCUGUUGUUGUAAAUAAGCUGUCAGAAUUUUUUAUUAUGGAAUGAACCAAUACCGCCCAUCUACCAACAGAAUAACAAAAGGUCUUCUACGGUGACACGUCAGGUAACCAACACGACGUGGUUGAAAAAAAUAAGCAAGGGCGUCUUAUUAGAAUUGCUUUCAAUCGCCAGACUGCAUUCAUGUUCGUGAGAGCGAUCAUCGAUAAUCUAGUAUUAUUCAUAUACAAAAUCUUAUAUCUAUAGCGCUGCAUUCAAUUUGCCCGAACAUUCCAACAAGAAUUGUGAGCUUGACGGCAUAUACAUACAGGCAAAAUACUAAUGUAUUUGGUUCGCUCAGAUUCCACUCCUCCCCUUCACUACUCCCAAGCAUUCAUGCAUCACCAGUCGAUCGGGAGUCGGGACUUCGAUUAAGCACCAACAGAAAACUUGACACGCGACGCUGAUGCGAAACAUCCGUUCCACACGCGUUGACAAAACACAGUUGUUCUAAUUUGAUGGCACACAUCGAGGCAGUUUAGUGCAUCGGUUUUACAAUUUCUUGCACUUUCGAGCAGAAGCACCAAAACCAGAUUGUCCCAUUGAUACUUCUGCUCGAACGUGCGAAACCACUACAAGCCACCGCAAUGAUGAAUGACCAUCGGAAAUGGUAUAUACAUAUAUAUAGUUUGGAACUUUCUCACCCGAGUAUUCCAUUGGACUGCGUGAUGGUAUUUUUACCGAGGUGUACCGUUCACACACACUCAUAUCCUUUCUUGCAGCACACUAAUAUCUGCUCGCCAAUUUUUUGGAUUCUUUUUCACUAAAUGGAACCUUGUGUUUCUUCGACUUUUCGGUACUGUUUUUCAGAAACUUCAUUUAUUGACCACUUUCAGACGAUUCUCGCUGUUUUUCUGGUUUUCUUUCGCUAUUUCAACGACCCCGCAUCGGGAAUCGUCAGUGCAAAGGUAUCCCACCUUUGCGAACUGGCUGGUUAGUUUUACUUUUUGCAAAUUUAUAUCACUCGCGUCGGCAGAAAAACGCGGAAUUAUGCAAUCAAUAUGCAACUAUGAUUACUUUUUAUCUUUCUGGUAAAAAAAACACCACUAAUAUCACUUAAUUGCCUAUAUCCGAGCCGAAGCUGUCGAAAAAAAAAUUAGCUUGUGCAGAGCUUUGGUAGAAUCGACCGAUCACGAUGAAAAUACAGACACGACUGCAAAAUGAAAUUGUUUACUUCUAUUGUCAAACUAGUAAAACUAGUCUACCUCGCUUGGAAUCGAAUUGUACGGACCAACCACUGCUUUCACAAAAUCCGUUAUUUUCAGUAAUUGUACAUUCUACAGAAUUAGUCACAACUAUUUCUGAUGCUUCUAAUAACAAAACUUCAAUUUCAUUCUUUGUCGAUUGAUGGCCCUGAAAAGGGCCUUUUGUUUGGGCAGUGUUCGGAAUUUACUUGGAGCUGGUGUAUAUGGUAACAGCUUUGGUGCCAUCUGAGACGGCGUGCUUGGACAACUCUUCCGACUGCAGCGAACAGCACACAUUUCGACCGACGUACAGUUACGAUGCUGCAAACGAACUGAGCGUGAGCAACAGCAUGCUGAGUUUUUAUACCUGACUGCAGCACAAUGUAAGCUCGUCCUUUUUUGUGUUGUCCUCAAUAUGUGUUCUUCGUAGCUCCUCCCCUUCGUUGGCCGAUACACAAACAAAUUGUGUUGAACGCGUCGGAGUGCCGUUUACUUAGUAGCUGUAAUGAAAUACUUUGCUGCUAAAGUGUUUAAAUUGGAAGGAAAUGCUGCCCGUGACAACAAGAAGACGAAUUAUCCCACGUCUUCAGCAGCUGGUGAUUCGUAACAACGAAAAGUUGAACAAAUUGCUCUCCGGAGUGACAAUUGCUCAGGGCGGUGUGUUUCCAAAUAUCCAAGCCGUACUGUUUCCCAAGAAGACCGAAAAGAAAGCAUAAAUCGAACGCUGAGACUUACCAAAGAAAUGCUCUUGUAAAAACCGUUAUUUUUAGGACGACCACAUAUUUUUUGAUAAAGAUCAAAAUUGAAAUUGUGUUUCCAAUACGGAGAUUAUUGAACACUCAGGGUAAAGAGAGUUAUGUAAUACGGCACCUUGGUAAAAUGUUUGAGAAUUGAAACCUUUUUUGAAUGCGCCUAGUAAAAAUGUUUUAUACUUCACUCCAGUUUGUUUCUGACCAUAUUUGCAAUUUGCGUACUGAAAUAAAUCAUAAUUUAGGGUUUAACCCAAAUUGCUCUCCAGGGAGAAACAGUCCAUGAAACAGAAAAUGCAAACUUAUUUUUUGAAAUGAUUUUGGUGGCCCUGAAAAGGGCCUUGUUUAUAAUGAUACAAGUGAGCUCUACCUUUUCAACUUCCAAAUCCAUACAAAGUGCGUCCCUGCCGCUUCAGAGUACAGACGACAUUCAUUGCGGUUUUGCGCUUGGCGUGUUCAGUGUAGGCCACGGCAUCUCGGAUGACAUUUUCCUGUACACCAUCAGCAUUCGUAGAUUAAAUCGGAGAUGCAUUUUACACCACUAUGACGAACCAGACGCCGAAUGGGGGAUUUGGUGAUUCCCUGGAUUUUAUCACGAAGAACCUUGCGAUGACGCUUGGUACGGGAACGCAAACAUGAUACCGCUCAUUGUACCGUCCGGACGAGCAUAUUGCUCGUGUGGUAAACGAGCACCCACUGAUACAAAACAAGCUCGCGUGACCUGUAUAUAUAACAUUCCCGUAUGUAAUGAAUCCUUUUUGACGGCUCUGAGGGAGAUAUGCUUGCAAAUUGCGCAUUUUCCUCGUUAUUUUAGAAGGAUUUUCUAAAAAUCCUUGUUUUUAUAGUUUUUAUAGUAGUCGCACUAAUUUCGAAAUUUAAUACGAAAUACGUGCACGAAUUUCCGAUCAGAUAGUGCAAAAAUAUUGCGAUUUCGAUCAGUAGAACAGAAGAUAUUCGCAUUUCAAACCUGGGAAAAUUUCUCAACUAAAUUUUUUGAAACGGGACCCCAUAUUGAAACGUUAGAAGUAUUCUACUUCAAAAUAUGCAACUGUUUUACAUCGAGGAUUUCCAAUGCAAGAAUUUUGUGCGCAAGACACAUACGUGGUUAAUCUCAGGUUUUGGUUUGCUCCAAACUUUCGAGUGGGUAAAUCCCCCCUCGGUAAUUUUCGAGUGGGUAGUACUACCCACGCAUUUCGCCGGCUCUGAUCCACCGCCCCAGUGUUUUUCAAUGAAAUACGACAUAAGUUGCUUCCUUCACCGAAAUUUUUAUUUCAAUAAUUGUGACAGUUUUGUAGAAUAUUUUGAACUUCCAAAAAAUCUUGGAAAGAAGCUAUAAUGAAAAAAAUGUUUUUUAAGUAUUUUCACUAAUAAUGCUCUAUAUCUCAAAGAUUAUUGAAGAUAGACUCUUACCACCUCCAGUAAAGUUUCUUGUUGAUGAAUGUACUUUAACUUUGCAGAAUACACCAAAUAAUAAGGGAAAUAAAUUUUAAAUCUCACUUAUGGGAGGAUUAAUCAUCAUACUUUUGACUUAAAAAGAUGGGGCAUGUCAUUAUAAUAAAUUCUUCCGAAGGUAGUAUAUCGCUAUAACUAACCAUUUCGACGCUAUUUAAAACCAUGUCCUUUUUCGCGUUUUAAACCACUGUGCGAUGGCGUGGCUGGUAGCAGAGAAGAGAAGGGCCACUCAAAACCAAAACUUCUCGCAAUUCUUUUUAAAAUCACUAGCGGCACGUGGUGUCGAAGCCCUGCAAAAUACACUGUUAAUCAACACAUUAGUUCAAAAUUAUACGACGUUACUGGUAUAAAAUAUCUAACAAAUUCAUCCCCGAUAAUCCGACAAGUGGUCAGAAUAUGUUCUACCAAAUAAAAAUUGUCAUGCAAUAAUUAACCCAUCUUUCAAAUACUGACUGCGUUUUUGGGUUGCAAACGGAUAUUUUACUUUAAAAAUUAACCUAUCUUUUUCCAUCGAAAAACUAAAGUUUUAAUGUUGAAGUAUGUAAGCAUACAUUUACAUUUAAAUAUCGAAACUUUUGACUGCACAAUCAAUUCUUAGCGCACUGCCCAAGAAAAAUUUUCAAUGGAUAUCUUCCCAAUGGUUAUUGUGUGUCCUUUCUUUUGAGAACCACCAAGCAAGGACAUUAAAUUUAAACACAGACAUCAUUUUGUUAGCCAGCCAUUUUCCUUUUCCAGGAUUCGAUAUAAGUUUUUUGGUCCUUAUGAAAGUGGAGGAAAUUAGUUUAUAAUUAUUUUCAAUCUUUAAUAUUGGAGGCUGCUUUGUAUAAAUUCUCAUGAGUACCUUUUCAAGGAUUUAAUGUCGCAUUUCAAUUUUUACGAAAUGUCACCAAGGUCUGUAAACCAUGACAAUCGUUCUGACUACGCACCAGUGCUGCCACAAUUAGGGUAAACAGGUCUAAUACGCCCCCCUUAAGCAAAAAUAGCUAUAUUUCACCAUUCGACGCCAUGAUCUUCUCACUAACUACUCUAAUUUAUUGUUAUAUUAGUUAGAAAUUAGCACCCAUUUCAUUUUUUUAUUAAAAACAUCCUGAUACAAGUACAAUUAAAAAUUUUUCAAAGAUGCCUAAAUUCUAGUUUUUUCUUUCACCCAGGGCAAAAUGCCCCCGGUGAAAGUGUAAUAUGCCCCACAGCAAUCGGUGAGUAUGCCCCACAACAAUUGGUGGGGCGUUUUGGCCGGUGAUGAGCUGUUGUGAAUACAUGAAUAAUUCUACACACACAUAGUUUUAAGCCAAGCUAUAAACUAAGAUAGUAACUAUAAUAUUAUAGUAAGCUACUUGAAAUAGUUCUAUCGAAUCCGACUAUUUCUAAUUGGUUGUAAUGCUAUUGGAAAAAGUGGAAGCUUACAUAAAAGUAGCUCUUUUGAAACUUUUGUGUGUAUUGUUGUUUUGCAACAUAUUAAAAAUACCAAACUAACUUAGUACGUUGAUUUCAUGAAACGAUACUGUUAUCAGUCAUUUUUACUUUUUAGAUAAUUCAGGAAUCCUGGGAAUCGAAGAGGGCCCAAGCAACCAAGAGUUCUGCAUUUAAUCGAAAAAUCGACUUUCAAGUUCACAACAAGUUCGUUUUGAGUGCUGCAGGAACUUUCUUGCUGCUUAGAAGUACACGCGACGCUUUUGGCAACAACAAGUACACGAAAGAUUCAGGUGGUAACUGUUAGCAACCUCAAGUUCGUAUCGAAGAUCGUGCAUGUCUUUUUAGCAACUUGAAAGUGCACGAGAAGUUCCAUGUUGAACUCCUAGCAACCUCAUUGCAAGAAGUACACAAAAAUUCUAUUUACGAACUUUUAGCAACUCCAGAAACGUUUUACUACAAAAUUUUGAAAAUUAAGCGUGAAUAUUUCAUUAAUGCUUCUAAAAGGAUGCCCCAAAUAAUACGAAUUAAAAAAAUAAUGAAAAAAAAAUGUUUCAUUGGGAUUUGAACCCAUGAACUUGCCAUCGUAAAAGAGGCAUGCUACCAUUACGCUAACCGAUCAAUUAAGAAAUGAAACCAAAUAAGUAACUCAGCUUUAGGGUGUUGCUUCACCUUUAUUUUCUAAAUUAUAAACGCAUAUAUGCACCGAAUGCCGUACAUAAUUAAACAACAAAAGAUUUAGUUUUAAUCAAAUCAGUCAGGUGUAAUAUGAUGUGUACAAAUAAAAUUCUAACAUUUCUCGUAAUAUCCAUUUCAUUAUUCAUACCUAUAUUAAAGAUUAUACUAAAACGCAGUAUUUUUCGCUUAUUGUCCAGUCCGUUCCAUGACUGAGUACACCACGCAUCGGUCAUAGAACAUUGCAUUAAUACGGUUAACCUCUCUCUCUUUUGACAGUUCAGAGAACUUGUUUACACGCUGACUUAGACAAUUUUUUAUUCUACCACAGUACAAGAAACAAGGAUGGAGUCGCUUCUACACAUUGUAAACAAGUGCGCCGAACUGUCAAUUUUUCCUUUGAUGACGUCAUCAUGCAAUGCUCUAUGCAGUUGAAUUUGUUGUGAUUGCAAAUUUCCUCAAACAAAAUAAAACCAACCGUGAUCGGUAUAAUAGUGGAAAAGUAACUGCAUGCUGCGUUUUAUAAUAAAGUAUUUUUAAGCUGCCGUAAAUAUGGAUUUUUCGAAGAAGGUUAAAAAAAAUGGACUAUUUUAUUACCGUCGUAAGAAAUUACUUGCUAAAUGGGCUAAGGAGAACCGAUCAACUCUAACAGGUACUUAAUGGUUUUAUUGAUGUUUUCUUCCGUAUUGCUGAGCAUUUCAUAUAUUUGAUAGCAUCUCUCAAAAGCGCUCACCAACAAUCGUCAGAUACAGACGGAAUAGUAAACGCUACAACUAUAAUAUUAAAGAAACCUGUAAGCCCUGGUGAACUACCUUCCGGGAGACUGUCUCCACAGCACAACUCCAAUUUCGACGAGGAUAGCGAUCAGGAAGAUCUUACCAUUGAGUUCACAAAUACUGACGGAGAAUCUGUAACCUGUGGUGAUUAUGAUGAUCUUCUGCAUUAUGAUGAAAUCGACGAUAUGAGCCUACCAGAAUGCAUCAGAUUUUGGGCACUUAAAACGAAUCAAUCUCACGAGUCAAUUAAUUUGAUCAUGGACAUCAUAAGAAGGAAGACCGAUGGAAAACAAUUACCUCGUUCUGCAAGAACUCUUUUGAAAACAUCUCGAAACGCAACGGCGAGUAUAGUUGACAUUCAAGGUGGUCAAUAUUGGUACAAUGGACUUCGUAAUUGCUUGGUCGAUUUUUUUCGCAAUUUAGAACAUCCACUCUGCAUUUCCAUAAACAUAAACAUCGAUGGAAUCCCAAUUUACAAGAGCAGCAAAUCUCAAUUUUGGCCAAUUUUAUUCAAUAUCUACGAGAUUCCGGAAGCUAAACCAAUGACCAUUGCUAUAUUUUUUGGUUCUUCGAAGCCUGAGAGUUCAGAAGAAUUUUUGCGGCCAUUCGUAAACGAACUAAGGAAUGUGCUGACUCAAGGAAUUUCCGUAAAAGGUCAUUAUAUAACAGUCCAUUUGAGAUGUUUCAUAUGCGAUGCACCAGCACGUGCAUUCAUUAAAGGCGUUUUCGGAUUUAAUUCAAAAAAAUGGAUGUUUGAAGUGCGUAUGUGAAGGAGAAUAUUCAUAUGAAUCUCGGACUGUUGUAUUCACUUCAUUAAAUAGUGCUAAACGAACCGACCGUGAAUUUCGAAUGCAUUCAUAUGAUCGUCAUCAUAAGACUGUCACUCCUCUUCUCGAUGUUCCAAAUAUGGAUUUAAUCCAAGAUGUUAUUGUUGGAGACAGGUUACACCUAAUUGAUUUAGGGGUUAUGAAACGUUUGCUUAAUGGAUGGAGAGAUGGCUCCCUUGGAUUUGACACGAAGUUAUCUUCCCAGAAAAUUUCCGAUUUCUCAACUAUGUUAUGUAGUAUUCAAUUACCGUCUGAAAUUCAUCGCAAACCACGUGGAUUAGAUUAUCUUUCACAUUGGAAAGGAACGGAAUUCAGUAACUUUUUGCACUAUUCAAGCAUUGUUGUGUUGAAACAAUAUCUCCCAGACGUUGCCUAUCAACAUUUCCUUCUAUUUUUUUGCUCCAUAACUAUGCUGUCAUCAAAUACAUAUAGAGCAAACUGGCAUGUGGCUAGAAAGAUGCUAGAAACAUUUUUAUCAGAUUUCAUGACCAUUUAUGGAGAACAAUUUAUCACUAGUAAUUUACAUAACCUUCAACAUAUUGUAGAUGAGGUGGAAGUUUUCGGUCCAUUAAGCACGUUUGCGGCAUAUCCUUUCGAGAAUGGACUACAACGGAUGAAACACUUGAUUCGCAGUGGGUGGAAGAGCCUUGAACAAGUUAUCAACAGAUUAUCGGAAGUGGAUUCACAUGAAUACUACAGGAUGCAACCAUCAAGAAUACGGAAGUAUCCGUCAAUAGCCACAUCAGGUGAUUCCAUAAGAGUCCAUGUGAAAGAUGGAUUUAUCUUGAGUACACUGUACAGAAAUGGGUGGUUCUUGACAAACAACAAUCAAGUUGUUCGGUUUGUAAAUGUUUUAAAAUCACCCAAAAUUAUUAUUUUUGGAAAAAUUCUCGAAGAAAAAAGAAAUUUCUUCUCAGAUCCUGUGGAAUCAUCUGUGCUGCACGUAUUCACAGGAAAUAUACAUAGUUUAUCCGCAAAUGAGUUUCAAUUUGCAUGUGAAGAUAUUAAAUGCAAAUUAGUCGCAGUCAUGUCUGUUAAUGAUCAUGUGUUUAUUCCACUACUACACACACUUGAAUAGAUAAAAAGGUAUCAUGAAUAUGAAUAAUAAACCAUACAUAUAUAUGUGGAAAGGAAUGAUUGUUUUUGUUGUUAACUGAAAGAUUAUCUGGUUUAAACUGAGUCUUCUGAUCCAGUGCUAUCGUCUGAUCUAGUGUUAGUGUCGAAAAAUGCAUUUUCGUUA